AUGCUCAGAAGCACUCGGAAGCCAGCUCUGUUCGCACCGAAGGUGUUAACUCGCGGCAAGGCGGGCUAUGUUCCGCCUGGAGGUAAAACCGUCAUGCCAAAAAGGAUACCUAGAAAACUCAGAACUGGUGAUGUUCGUCCUGCGAUCUACUACAAAUUUGAGCAGAAGGUCGAAUUAUCGGAUGGAUCAACAGUGACCAGAAGGACUCCGUUCCCACGAUCAGAGUGGAAAUAUUUAGCAGAUCAACGCAAUAAUCCCCUAUGGAAUCCAUCCAAACCUAAUCUGAGGGCUUUGGAACUCGAUGCUGCCGGUCGCCUUGCCAAGUUCAAGCAGAAAUAUUCAGGCUUUGAAGACCCUUCAAACAAGAGCGAGUCUACAUCCAGCCUGGAUCUUGAUGAUCUUAUUAGCACAGGUGCCGAGCAAAUCACUACUGGUAAGCUCUACCAAGCUAAGAAGCCCAGUAAAAAGAAGAAAUAA
This is a messenger RNA of Wickerhamiella sorbophila, 477 nucleotides long. Its product is annotated as 54S ribosomal protein L36, mitochondrial. The coding region runs from base 1 to 477 and encodes 158 amino acids. Gene Ontology annotation, molecular function: structural constituent of ribosome. Gene Ontology annotation, biological process: mitochondrial translation. Lineage: Eukaryota; Fungi; Ascomycota; Dipodascomycetes; Dipodascales; Trichomonascaceae. The record is from RefSeq and is a predicted model, not a curated record. The transcript has a single exon. Gene Ontology annotation, cellular component: mitochondrial large ribosomal subunit.